AACCAGCCUUUAAAGGGCUCAAACCAUCCUCGGCCCACAGAUGAUGGGCCGAGAGAGAGACAAGAAUAAGAGUCCAAACCAGGGGCUUCGCGAACCGUCCACGCCACCCCGACACGCGGUUUCCGUUUCCGAUAUCGUCGUUAUCCCUCCGAACCGCAUCUUCCUCCGUCUCUCUCUCUCUCUCUCCCUUUUUCUACUCGCCUUUUCCACUUUCCCUUUGUUCCCGCAUUCUCCUCUUUCUCCUCUCUCGCCAUGGCUUCCUUCUCUUAUCGUCUCCUCUUCCUCCUCCUCGCUGUUGCUUCCUCCGCCACGGCCUUCCAAUUGGGCGACGGCGGCGGACGGAAGGUCGGCGGUCGGACGGAGGUGCCGCACGUGGAGUCCAACAAGGAGGUGCAGGACCUCGGCCUCUUCUGCGUCGAGGAGUACAACCAGCACCUCCAUGGCGGCGGCGAGGUCCUGACGUUCUUGCGGGUAUUGGCGGCUGAGCGCCAGGUGGUGUCCGGGAUCAAGUACUAUCUAAAGAUCGCCGCCCGGGACGGUCGCGAGCGGAGCUUCGACGCCGUCGUCGUCGUCAAACCCUGGCUCAAGUCCCGGUCGCUCCUCUCCUUCGCCCCCUCCGCCCACCGCUGAGAUCCCGGCCAUCGCAGCUCGGUCUUGACUCCAAUCCGGGAAUUGGAGUCAGCCCGAGUCUGUUUAUAUUUAGGAAGGAAAAAAAGAAUUCUGAGCUUGAGGUAAUGUUGUUAUUUUUAGAAAGAAAAAAAAAGUCUGAGUUUGUGUUCUUCCUUUGACGUUAUGGGAAAAAAACAAAGCUUGAGUUUAUGUUAUUAUUGAUAUUUGGAGUUUGUUUUGGAAUUUGAGAGCUUUCUUUUCUUUACCAGCGAAGUGAAAAAUGGCACUUGUGGGUGCUUAUGUUUAUA
This is a messenger RNA of Phoenix dactylifera (date palm), 917 nucleotides long. It is a transcript of the gene CYS2, whose product is annotated as PHYTOCYSTATIN 2. Lineage: Eukaryota; Viridiplantae; Streptophyta; Magnoliopsida; Arecales; Arecaceae. The record is from RefSeq and is a predicted model, not a curated record. Gene Ontology annotation, molecular function: cysteine-type endopeptidase inhibitor activity.